Molecule: messenger RNA, 11834 nt
Organism: Coregonus sp. 'balchen'
Lineage: Eukaryota; Metazoa; Chordata; Actinopteri; Salmoniformes; Salmonidae
Source: the annotation of a GenBank genome assembly
AGAGGAUCAGACGAGCUUUUCUCCUGCGUCUCAAACGGACCCUAUAUAAUGACCAGCGCAGCAGGUUAGUGUUGAAACCUCCAUUUUGUUUUAAUAUCAAAGAAAUAAACAAACUUUUUAAAUCUAUUUCAGCAGCAUCUCCAAAAGGGCGUACAUCCAAACUGUGCUCUCCAUUUCUUCCACAGCCAAUGGCAAUGACAGCAAGAAGUUCAAAGGUGACAUAAGGAGCCCGGGCAUCCCGUCGCGUGUCAUCCACAUGCGCAAGCUCCCCAAUGACAUCAACGAGGCUGAGGUCAUCUCCCUGGGCCUGUCCUUUGGUAAAGUCACCAACCUGCUCAUGCUCAAAGGAAAGAACCAGGUAAGUGUUCUCACAUGCGUUUCUAUUCCAGAACUAGCACACCUGAUUCAAGCCCAGGGGCUAGAGCAAAAGUGUGAAAUGUCUGGGGGGUCCCCGAGAAGAGGUUUAAGAACCACUGGCUCAUUAGUAGUAGUAUGAAUCAUAGUUGUAACUACUUAAUGCACUAGUAGUAACCAAGUGUUAUCCAGAGCGGAACAUAAACAUGUAGUAGUGCUGAUCAGAAAUUCUCCUGUGUGUCCAGGCCUUCAUAGAGAUGAACACGGAGGACGCGGCCCAGGCCAUGGUCAGCUACUACUCCUCUGUGACGCCAGUCAUCCGCAAUCACCCCAUCUUCCUGCAGUACUCCAACCACCAGGAGCUCAAGACUGACAACUCCCCCAACCAAGUGGUGAGUCACGUUACUGUAGUGUACAUCCUUGUCAACUGUUCACAACCCUUUUAUCUGCUCAGGCGUACUCUUCUGAAAGGCUGUAAGAGAAGUUGUAGGCCUACAUAUGGACUCUACUCAAGGACUCUUCAUUCAGGUUGUUUUUUUUGUAGGAAGCUCUGAGCAAAGAGUGUUUGAUGCUUAGAGCCAACAUGAAAUGGGUUUCCUCGACAGUGGACUAGUUUGCUGUGGUUUUUCUUUAGAGGUAUUUUGAACCGGCCAUGAAAGCUAUGGGCUCUAGUUCGCCCCUCUUUCCUGUAUUGCUGGGUCAGAAUGACUCAUUUUGGAAAUUGUCUGUUCUUGCCAGGGCUUGUGUGGUUGCACAAGCAAACCACCUGUCUACUUGUCAGCAUCAUAGCUGACUUCAGCCAAUCAGAAUUAACAGAUUUUCCAUGUUGGCGAAAAUGGAGCUGUCGGCAUUCGACUGGUAAUUUUGUUAAACUUCUACCUCCUUUUGCAGUGUUUCACAAGCUUAAAGGCUUGUUUACCUUUCCCUGCAUAUCUUGUGGUUGAGUGUGGUGUGUAUCAUGCACACUCCCCUAUUCUAAACACCGUUUCCUGGGAGACUGCAUGCCAAUGGCGACCAAUGGAAGCCACAGCUGUGCUCUCUCUGCUCCCCCUCAAAUGACUCAUCACUUAGUCUUAUCUGCUCAUUGGCUAAUACAGUGAACAUAAACACUGCUGCUGCAUUCCAAGAUGUUUGUGUUUUCUCCAUGGAGUGUUUUUCUUCCCACCAGGUGUAUUACACUCACAAAUGGGCCCCAGAGUUUCAACUGAUGUGUGUACAAACAUGUCAUUUUUUUACUCCCCCAAAACGUUUUUUACAGCCAUUUCUCUCGUAAAUGUCGAGCAACUAGGAACUUGGCCUAUAUUGCUAACCUGAGUUUAUUCAGUGAGGUGAAACGCAAAGAACUUAGCUUAUUUAAAUGUUUUGUGUAGAACACAGAUGACUAUCUGUGGGAGUCAUGUCAGCUCUACUCGUUACAUUUCUACCUGAACUUUCAUGUGGAAUUCCACUUGGUUCUCACCUCUUCCGCUGAACCACCCUCCUCUCUUCCCCUCCCAACAGAGAGCCCAGGCGGCACUGCAGGCGGUGCAGACGGGGGGCAUGCCCAUGGCAGGGGUGGACGCCUCGGCCGGCAUGGGCGGGGCCAGCCCCGUGCUGCGUGUCAUAGUGGAGAACCUCUUCUACCCCGUCACCCUGGACGUGCUGCAUCAGGUAACACACACCGUCUUAUAACACACUUCACUACAUGUAUGAAUGUAUAGGUCUAAGUUUGUAUUCCCCCUGACCAUGCCGUCGUCGCACGCAGAUCUUCUCCAAGUUCGGCACGGUGCUGAAGAUCAUCACUUUUACCAAAAACAACCAGUUCCAGGCCCUGCUGCAGUACUCUGACGGCCUGACCGCUCAGCACACUAAACUUGUGAGUGGCGCCCUCUACCUGUCACACUAAUACACAGCACUUCAUUGUAUUCUUAGAUCCUAACUUGAAUGUGUUUAAAUGUAUAGAGUAUGGGGGAAAGGAAUAGGAAUGUGCAAAUCGUUGAUAUUUGGACACAUUUAUGCAUAUUUUAAUGUUGAAACUGUUGCCCUGUGAUGAAGUCUUUAGACGGGCAGAACAUCUACAACGCCUGCUGCACCCUCCGCAUCAACUUCUCCAAGCUGGCCAGCCUGAACGUGAAGUACAACAACGACAAGAGCCGGGACUACACGCGUCCCGACCUGCCCACGGGGGACAGCCAUCCCUCAAUCGACCACCAGGCUAUGGCUGCAGCCUUCGGUGAGUACUAUGGUAAAUAUGUUUUAAAAUACUUCCAUCCUUCCUCGCUUCUCAAUUAGACACGACUGGACAGGUGGGGAGCUACACUACAUGUCAUUCCAAAAUCAUGGGCAUUAAUAUGGAGUUGGUCCCCACUUUGCUGCUAUAACAGCCUCCACUCUUCUGGGAAGGCUUUCCACUAGAUGUUGGAACAUUGCUGCAGGGACUUGCUUCCAUUCAGCCACAAGCGCAUUAGUGAGGUAGGGCACUGAUGUUGGGCAAUUAGGCCUGGUUCGCAGUCGGUGUUCCAAUUCAUCCCAAAGGUGUUCAAUGGGGUUGAGAUCAGGGCUCUGUGCAAGCCAGUCAAGUUCAUCCACACCGAUCUCGACAAACCAUUUCUGUAUGGACCUCGCUUUGUGCACGGGGCAUUGUCAUGCUGAAACAGGAAAGGGACUUCCCCAAACUGUUGCCACAAGGUUGGAGGCACAGAAUAAUCUAGAAUGUCAUUGUAUGCUGUAGCGUUAAGAUUUCCCUUCACUGGAACUAAGGGGCCUAGCCCGAACCAUGAAAAACAGCCCCAGACCAUUAUUUCUCCUCCACCAAACUUUACAGUUGGCACUAUGCAUUGGGGCAGGUAGCAUUCUCCUGGCAUCCGCCAAACCCAGAUUCGUCCGUCGAACUGCCAGAUGGUGAAGCGUAAUUCAUCACUCCAGAGAACGCAUUUCCACUGCUCCAGAGUCCAAUGGCGGCGAGCUUUACACCACUCCAGCCAACGUUUGGCCUUGCGCAUGGUGAUCUUAGGCGUGUGUGCGGCUGCUCGGCCAUGGAAACACAUUUCAUGAAGCUCCAGACAAACAGUUAUUGUGCUGACGUUGCUUCUGGGGGAAGUUUGGAGCUUGAGUGUUGCAACUGAGGACAGAUGAUUUUUACGGGCUACGCGCUUCAUCACUUGGCGUUCCUGUUCUGUGAAUUUGUGUGGCCUACCACUUCAUGGCUGUACCGUUGCUCCUAGACGAUUCCACGUCACAAUAACAGCACUUACAGUUGACCGGGGCAGCUCUAGCAUGGCAGAAAUAUUACGAACUGACUUGUUGGAAAGCUGCCAUCCUAUGACGGUGCCACAUUGAAAGUCACUGAGCUCUUCAGGAAGGCCAUUCUACUGACAAUGUUUGUCUAUGGAGAUUGCAUGGCUGUGAGCUCAACUUUAAAUACCUGUCAGCAACGGAUGAGGCUGAAAUAGCCGAAUCAUCUACUAAUUUGAAGGGGUGUCCACAUACUUUUGUGUGUGUAUAUAAAUAUAGUAGAUAUGGCUGAACCUGUCUGAUAAUUUUCAACAUUUUUAUAUUUGUAUAAUUUAUAUUACAUUUAUAAAUUCAACCAAUCGAUUAACACUCCUCUGUAUCCACAUGUUUUUCUCCAGGUCCUCCCGGGAUUAUUCAGCCAACCCAUAUGCGGGAGCUCACGCCUUCUCCCCAGCCUUCACCAUUCAGCAAGCUGCAGGUUAGUCGGCUCCUCCUCUGUGACGCUCACCUUGCUCCUGACCAACAUUGAUGGAUUGUACUUAGACUUUUUCACUAGAGCUUUACAUUUAAAGGGGUAAACUGGCCUCAUCCACUACCAUUGAGUGGCGACACUACGACUACUUUGAUACUUUUGCAGACCUUGACCUAUGAGCAGAUUAGCAGUCAAGUGCUGGGUGGCUUCCUGUACAGCUGUUUAUCAACCCAUUUCAGAGCUUGUGCACUGAUUGUUAUCCCGCUCCGUUUGCUUCCCUCCGCAGGCCUGACGAUGCAGGGGGUUCCAGGAGGCCUGGCCCAACUGACCAUGCCUGGGGCUGCAGUCAGAAUGGGCUUCCACCAACUCACCAGUGGCCACUGUGUCCUGCUGCUCAGUAACCUCAACCCAGAGGUUAGUCCUGCCUUGCCUCCCUCCCAGGUGAACUGAGUCUCCAGCUGUGAAGCUUCUCUAUAGACGUGGGUUUCCUUCCUAUUUCCUACCAUGCUCCCCAAAGUGUGUACUUGGUCACUCCUCCCUCAUGCGUUUUUAAAAGAAGUUGAUUGUCAUAAUCCUGGGCUACUCUACACCAUAUUGUAGAGUAUCCCAUUGUCCCACCAGUUAAUUUUUUUAAAAUCCAUGCGAGGAAGUGAGUGAGUGCACACUUUGGGGAAAAGGGUAGAGAAUUGGACUGCAGCAAGUAUUUGGAGAGCGCUGCUUCAGUGGGUCCGCAUGCCAAGUACAUUGGGCUGUGUAUUAUAUGCUGACACUCAGUGUAACAACAUUUAUGUUAAUGUUCCACUUCUAUUGAAAAUGUUUACAGUUAAGCCCUCCCCCUUCUCUCACACACACACACACACACACACACACACACACACACACACACACACACACACACGCAUUAAGUCAUGCCUAGGUGAUAUGCAGUAGUAUAGAGUUGGGGCGAUAUUACGAUAGCAUCUUCUAUCGUCGAUGGUGACAACCUCGUGAUGUGACAGAUUAUGGUUUAGCCUAUUUGAACUUGACUGGACCUCAACAGGAAUGUAGGCCAGACAGAGCGGCUAAUUCACCAAAGCAGCGCAAAAAUGUUUCUCUGUCGGAUGCCUGGGCAUUUAGGCUAUAGCCUAAACCUAUUCAUUUUUUUACAUAACGGACACUUCUUAACUACCUUUUCUAGCUUAUUACCCAAAUACAUAUAUUUUAGCCUACGAAGGUGUUGUCCCGAAGUUGUUGUGGCUCUCAAAAAUAACAAGAAUGAAAGUCUAUAGCAUAGGCUAUUCUCAAUGACAGCUUUAUGAGAGAGAGAGAACAAACAACAUUUAUUUUUCUAUUGUUUCAUGAGGCAAAUAAAGCAAUUAUGAAAACGGUAGACUGCUUCUAUCCAGCCCAUAAUGUAGGCCUAUAACCUAACUCGCUACGGUAAGACAUUAACUGUUCUAUCAUAUUUUGCUCUUCCACCAGAAAGGAAUAUUAGAAAAUAUUUAACAUUGCCUGCGCUUGCAUUCGAUUUCGCGCUUUAGCCCAACUGUCGUUAAAUAAUUGGGGGGUGGCCAAUGGGGACGAUAGCAUCGUAUUUCAAAACUGUGUGAAAUGUCUAUUAAUGUUCAAUUUGUCAACAUAAUGUUACCAGUCCCUCUUCAUCUACUAAACCAUUCCCAUAACCCAUCACACUCAUGUAGAGCUUUUUUUAAAUCCGAUUUAGAGACAAUAUUGCUUUUAUCUUUAGCAUGGCCUUCAGCUUAAGCCCAACCAAUAUUUCUACAGUCAUUAAUUUAAAGAGCUUAUCUGUUCAUGUUAAUACCAAUGGUACACUUAAACUCAGACAGACUUAUAGAAUAAAUAUUGUCUCAGCCUCAUGUGUAUCAUUCCUCCUAGUUUCAUUGUAGGUUGAGUAAUCUUUACAUGAUUUAAACCCUUUUUAAAGCACAUUCUAUAUUGGAUGGAACCACUUCAUAUUUCUUUGUAUAUUGACCUUGUUUUUUUUACCUCCUUUUUCUUGUUUCUCUCCCUCCCCAUUCCCCCUCUCUCACCCUCUUUUUUUGUUUUUGUUUUAACCUGGAAACCUUUUAUUUAUUUUUGUUGCCAAACUGACUGCACGCCCCAUGUAUCCCCCUCCCACCUUUCUCUGAACCAUUACACCACAUCUUCAAUACACACCACAUGCAUAAAUGCAUAUAAACAUAUCCACUCAUCUCUGCUCAUAUCAUGUCACAUAAACCACCUCCACCCCUUCUUCUCUCCUGUCCAAUUUAUUAACCCUCCUCAUGAUCCAACCCCCGUGGAACUGCCUCCGCUGUGGAUGAUAUGUUGAACCUCCACUCUCCUGCCUCCGAUCUUUUUCCUGUCCCUUCCUCCCUCCGCUGCCUUCCUCUGCUGUCUUAUAAAGAGAGUUACACCCCAAUGCCUCUUUAUUCUUUUCGGUAUGUUGUCAUUGGCACCUUUUUUUAUUAUUACUACUUGUUUGUUCUGUUCAGUUUAUAAAAAAAUUAUUUCAUAACCAGUUUGUUUCAAAUGUUUUGAGUUUCUAGUUUUGGUUUCAUGAGUUUUGUGUGUUAGUUUUAGAAACUUGGUGAAAAGUUGCAGCAUUUUCAGUGUUUGUGUCCACGGGCUUACAGUGAGGGACAAAAGUAUUUGAUCCCCUGCUGAUUUUGUACGUUUGCCCACUGACAAAGAAAUGAUCAGUCUAUAAUUUUAAUGGUAGGUUUAUUUGAACAGUGAGAGACAGAAUAACAACAACAAAAAAUCCUGAAAAAACGCAUGUCAAAAAUGUUAUAAAUUGAUUUGCAUUUUAAUGAGGGAAAUAAGUAUUUGACCCCCUCUCAAUCAGAAAGAUUUCUGGCUCCCAGGUGUCAUUUAUACAGGUAAUGAUCUGAGAUUAGGAGCACACUCUAAAAGGGAGUGCUCCUAAUCUCAGCUUGUUACCUGUAUAAAAGACACCUGUCCACAGAAGCAAUCAAUCAAUCAGAUUCCAAACUCUCCACCAUGGCCAAGACCAAAGAGCUCUCCAAGGAUGUCAGGGACAAGAUUGUAGACCUACACAAGGCUGGAAUGGGCUACAAGACCAUCGCCAAGCAGCUUGGUGAGAAGGUGACAACAGUUGGUGUGAUUAUUCGCAAAUGGAAGAAACACAAAAUAACUGUCAAUCUCCCUCGGCCUGGGGCUCCAUGCAAGAUCUCACCUCGUGGAGUUGCAAUGAUCAUGAGAACGGUGAGGAAUCAGCCCAGAACUACACGGGAGGAUCUUGUCAAUGAUCUCAAGGCAGCUGGGACCAUAGUCACCAAGAAAACAAUUGGUAACACACUACGCCGUGAAGGACUGAAAUCCUGCAGCGCCCGCAAGGUCCCCCUGCUCAAGAAAGCAUGUAUACAGGCCCGUCUGAAGUUUGCCAAUGAACAUCUGAAUGAUUCAGAGGAGAACUGGGUGAAAGUGUUGUGGUCAGAUGAGACCAAAAUGGAGCUCUUUGGCAUCAACUCAACUCGCCGUGUUUGGAGGAGGAGGAAUGCUGCCUAUGACCCCAAGAACACCAUCCCCACCGUCAAACAUGGAGGUGGAAACAUUAUGCUUUGGGGGUGUUUUUCUGCUAAGGGGACAGGACAACUUCACCGUAGGUCAAAGGGACGAUGGCGGCGCCAUGUACCGUCAAAUCUUGGGUGAGAGCCUCCUUCCCUCAGCCAGGGCAUUGAAAAUUGGUCGUGGAUGGGUAUUCCAGCAUGACAAUGACCCAAAACACACGGCCAAGGCAACAAAGGAGUGGCUCAAGAAUAAUCACAUUAAGGUCCUGGAUUGGCCUAGCCAGUCCCCAGAUCUUAAUCCCAUAGAAAAUCUGUGGAGGGAGCUGAAGGUUCGAGUUGCCAAACGUCAGCCUCGAAACCUUAAUGACUUGGAGAAGAUCUGCAAAGAGGAGUGGGACAAAAUCCCUCCUGAGAUGUGUGCAAACCUUGUGGCCAACUACAAGAAACGUCUGACCUCUGUGAUUGCCAACAAGGAUUUUGCCACCAAGUACUAAGUCAUGUUUUGCAGAGGGGUCAAAUACUUAUUUCCCUCAUUAAAAUGCAAAUCAAUUUAUAACAUUUUUGACGUAUUUUUCUGGAUUUUGUUGUUGUUAUUCUGUCUCUCACUAUUCAAAUAAACCUACCAUUAAAAUUAUAGACUGAUCAUGGCUUUGUCAGUGGGCAAACGUACAAAAUCAGCAGGGGAUCAAAUACUUUUUUCCCUCACUGUAUAUAGAUAUUUCUGACUAGUGUCUUUUAAUACUAUCGACCAAUUUCAUGACCUGAAAACCAAUGAAUAUACAGUGGGGGAAAAAAGUAUUUAGUCAGCCACCAAUUGUGCAAGUUCUCCCACUUAAAAAGAUGAGAGGCCUGUAAUUUUCAUCAUAGGUACACGUCAACUAUGACAGACAAAAUUAGAGAAAAAAAUUCAGAAAAUCACAUUGUAGGAUUUUUAAUGAAUUUAUUUGCAAAUUAUGGUGGAAAAUAAGUAUUUGGUCACCUACAAACAAGCAAGAUUUCUGGCUCUCACAGACCUGUAACAACUUCUUUAAGAGGCUCCUCUGUCCUCCACUCGUUACCUGUAUUAAUGGCACCUGUUUGAACUUGUUAUCAGUUUAAAAGACACCUGUCCACAACCUCAAACAGUCACACUCCAAACUCCACUAUGGCCAAGACCAAAGAGCUGUCAAAGGACACCAGAAACAAAAUUGUAGACCUGCACCAGGCUGGGAAGACUGAAUCUGCAAUAGGUAAGCAGCUUGGUUUGAAGAAAUCAACUGGGAGCAAUUAUUAGGAAAUGGAAGACAUACAAGACCACUGAUAAUCUCCCUCGAUCUGGGGCUCCACACAAGAUCUCACCCCGUGGGGUCAAAAUGAUCACAAGAACGGUGAGCAAAAAUCCCAGAACCACACGGGGUGACCUAGUGAAUGACCUGCAGAGAGCUGGGACCAAAGUAACAAAGCCUACCAUCAGUAACCCACUACGCCGCCAGGGACUCAAAUCCUGCAGUGGCAGAUGUGUCCCCCUGCUUAAGCCAGUACAUGUCCAGGCCCGUCUGAAGUUUGCUAGAGUGCAUUUGGAUGAUCCAGAAGAGGAUUGGGAGAAUGUCAUAUGGUCAGAUGAAACCAAAAUAGAACUUUUUGGUAAAAACUCAACUCGUCGUGUUUGGAGGACAGAAUGCUGAGUUGCAUCCAAAGAACACCAUACCUACUGUGAAGCAUGGGGGUGGAAACAUCAUGCUUUGGGGCUGUUUUUCUGCAAAGGGACCAGGACGACUGAUCCGUGUAAAGGAAAAAAUGAAUGGGGCCAUGUAUCGUGAGAUUUUGAGUGAAAACCUCCUUCAAUCAGCAAGGGCAUUGAAGAUGAAACGUGGCUGGGUCUUUCAGCAUGACAAUGAUCCCAAACACACCGCCCGGGCAACGAAGGAGUGGCUUCGUAAGAAGCAUUUCAAGGUCCUGGAGUGGCCUAGCCAGUCUCCAGAUCUCAACCCCAUAGAAAAUCAUUGGAGGGAGUUGAAAGUCCGUGUUGCCCAGCGACAGCCCCAAAACAUCACUGCUCUAGAGGAGAUCUGCAUGGAGGAAUGGGCCAAAAUACCAGCAACAGUGUGUGAAAACCUUGUGAAGACUUACAGAAGACGUUUGACCUGUGUCAUUGUCAUUGCCAACAAAGGGUAUAUAACAAAGUAUUGAGAAACUUUUGUUAUUGACCAAAUACUUAUUUUCCACCAUCAUUUGCAAAUAAAUUCAUUAAAAAUCCUCCAAUGUGAUUUUCUGGAUUUUUUUUUCUCAUUUUGUCUGUCAUAGUUGACGUGUACCUAUGAUGAAAAUUACAGGCCUCUCUCAUCUUUUUAAGUGGGAGAACUUGCACAAUUGGUGGCUGACUAAAUACUUUUUUCCCCCACUGUAUAUCUGUUUUUUUUAAUCUGAGUUUACUAUUCCCUUAACCAUAGUGGAAAUUACAAGACUGCACGUUGUGCAUUUGAAUUGAUAAGAAUAUCUUGUGGGAAAUUCUGUGAGAUGCUGUAACUUCCAUCAGAUUUUAUUAUUUGUCUGUUCAGUCAUAGUUUUUAUGGUAAAUUUGCAUGCUGGAUUUUUUCAUUUUGCAUGCCCUUUAUGAACGCUGUAUCAAUUGCUUUUGGUUAAUGGUCAAGACUCCCAUUAUUUGUGCAGAGUACAUAUGGCCAAUUUUGCAUUCCUUUAUUAAGCGUCUUCAAUGUUAUUCACCAAUUCAUCAGGAGGGGUCACUUUGUAGAUGCACAAGUCAUUUCCUCCUUGAUAAACUACAUAAAACCCUAAUUUUCCCUUUCCCUUAUUCCGUCCAAGUGUAGCUACAUUUUGCAGUUCCACCACCUUUCUCUUUGAGAAUUUAUUUAAACCAAUGUACAAAUGGUAGCCUACACUUUGAUAAAAAAAAAAAAAAAAUGGACAAUUCUGGUAUAGUUAAGUCAAACAUGCUGUACCUCUGAGUAAUUUACCAAUUCCCACUAGUGACCAUGAUGCAACAUUCCAAUGAUCAGUGGCUUCAGUCGCUCAUGUUAGAAUGAAUUUCACCCCCUUCUCAUUUGACUAAAUGGAGGAGCAUCUUGAUUGUGAACUGAAGUUAUUCAUAUACACAAGCUUCCCCAUGGGGCCCAGAUAGGUGUUAACCAAAUCUUAAAGGUGCCCAAAGACAUGGUUUUAUUGGUUUCAAACAGUUGUUCCCCCCCCCCCCCCCCCCCCCAAUCUUUGAAGGUGUAUAUGGUGAUGUAAUGAGAGUGAAGAUCCUGUUCAACAAGAAGGAGAACGCUCUGAUCCAGAUGUCUGAUGGGACUCAGGCGCAGCUAGGUAAGGCCCGCUAAACUUUCCUGGAAAGGAAUAAUCCAGGAAAAGUAGCGCCAAACGAAACCAUGUGUAGGGAGCGAUGUGCAUCUGGAAAUUAUGCUAAUGGUAAUAAUAAGGUUUUCUAGAUGUCCGCUUUAGCGAUGGAAAUUUGCCAGCGUGUUGAGUACACCCAUACACUGAUUAGAAGACUCACACUGCUUAACCUCUGCUUCCAACAGCAAUGAGCCACCUGAAUGGCCAGAGACUCCACGGGACAGCGCUGCGAAUCACCCUGUCCAAACACACCAACGUUCAGCUGCCCCGCGAGGGCCACGAGGACCAGGGCCUGACCAAGGACUACAGCAACUCCCCCCUGCACCGCUUCAAGAAGCCUGGCUCCAAGAACUACUCCAACAUAUUCCCUCCCUCAGCCACCCUGCACCUCUCAAACAUCCCGUAAGUAGACCGGAGGUGUUUCUGCUGGAAUGAGCCCACUGAUGCGUUCGAUAGCUGCUAGUCCUCAGGUACCACUUUCAUGGUAUGGAAAAACUCAGCCAAUUGCCACGGUAUGUAUUGGUGAACUACUGCUAAAGUCUUCUCUAGUUUUAAAAUUGUGUCUUUCUUUUUAGUCCCUCUGUGGUUGAGGACGACCUUAAGAUGCUGUUUGCGAGCUCUGGUGCAAUGGUCAACGCCUUCAAGUUCUUCCAGUAAGUUAUCUUUUCCCCUUUUCUAAAACCCAGCUAGGUUUAGUAUUUUUGUUAAAAUCGUUAUUCUUUUCUAUCUGGUUGUGUGGGUGAUGUUGCAUAUCGAACUGUAUGUCGAAUGUUUAAGAAAGGCUGCGUAUCUGACAGUGUUGGUGCAUUGUUUUUAGGAAAGACCGCAAGAUGGCCUUGGUCCAGAUGGACUCAGUAGAGGAGGCCAUUGAGUCCCUCAUCAAGUUCCACAAUCACGACCUGGGCGAGAACCACCACCUGAGGGUGUCCUUCUCCAAAUCCACAAUCUGA